Messenger RNA from Cuculus canorus (common cuckoo), 1260 nucleotides. It is a transcript of the gene KCNMB4, whose product is annotated as potassium calcium-activated channel subfamily M regulatory beta subunit 4. The coding region runs from base 82 to 810 and encodes 242 amino acids. The transcript is spliced from 4 exons. Gene Ontology annotation, molecular function: calcium-activated potassium channel activity; potassium channel regulator activity. The record is from RefSeq and is a predicted model, not a curated record. Gene Ontology annotation, biological process: detection of calcium ion; potassium ion transport. Gene Ontology annotation, cellular component: membrane; voltage-gated potassium channel complex. NCBI's taxonomy places the organism in Eukaryota, Metazoa, Chordata, Aves, Cuculiformes, Cuculidae.
CGGAUCCCGAAGGAGGCGGGGAGGGAGGCGGGGAGCGGCGGGCGCUUCCCCCGAUGGCAGCGGCUGCCCGGAGCCGGGGGGAUGGCGCGGAGCCGGCCGGUUUACGAAUACACGGAGGCGGAGGACAAAAGCAUGCGGCUGGGUUUCCUCCUCAUCGCCGCCGGGUUGCUUUCCCUCUUGGGUUUGGGUUGCUGCUGGCUGCGCCCGGCGCUGCAGGAGCGGGGAGGCGGCGGCUCCGCCAAUUGCACGGUGCUGGCGGUGCGGCAGCUCGGGGAGCGCUUCGCCUGCACCUUCUCCUGCGGGGCUGCCUGCCGCGGGACAGCCCGCUACCCCUGCCUCCAGGUGCUGGUGCGCACCUCCCGCUCCUCCGUCCCAGCUCUGCUCCACGAGGACGAGCGGCAGCUCCGCACCAACCCCAAGAGUGGCGGGGGUGUGGGUCCCCUGUGUGUCCCACCAGCAGCCUCGGGACAUGAGUGGGAAGCCAGGGAGAAACUCCUGAUGCCGGCAAGGAAGUGUUCAUACAUCCCUCCCUGUGCAAGAGAUGAUCAAGAAAACUCUGAGAAUGUCACGUACAAGCAGAAAUACUGGAAAGAGAAAGUGGGUUCGCAACCAUUUACAUGCUAUUUUAAUCAGCACUUGAGGCCAGAUGAUGUGAUGCUGAGGCGCACCCAUGAUGAGACUGUUCUCUUGCACUGCUUCCUCUGGCCUUUGGUUACGUUCCUGGUCGGAGUUCUCAUCGUGGUCCUGACCAUCUGUGCCAAGAGCUUGGCUGUCAGAGCAGAGGCAAUAAAAAAGAAGAAGCAUUUAUAAAUGGCAAGGCUGCUGAUGGAAGAGAAAAACCUACAAGAAGGUCUCAAGUAGGGCAACUCGACACACCUGCAGGUCUGUGGGGUGCUCAGCUGCACCUCCUUCCACUGUCCUAUCUGAUGGUGGAGUCACUCUUUCCUCAGGAUUAUUCUUGGGAAACUGCUCAAUGAAAUGCCAGCUAAUUGCUUCUUCUGCUAUGACAGUAAAUAAUUAUAUUCUACCAAAAAAAAUCUACACUGCACCAAAUAUGCUGUGUGCUGUUAGUCCCAGACAGCAGCUACCCAGUUCCUAGUGGUACUAAGAGACAGUUCAUAACCCACCCUGACGUUGCUGAUUUCAUCUCCACAAGGGAUCUUUACUGUUGCUUAGUAUUAAAUAUUUAAAAUAUUUACUUUAUGAUAGAUUGUACUUCCAAAAUAAUAAAGUUUGGUUGGUUUGGGUUUUUUUUAACCA